CCCUUAACUUAAGAGGAGGGGACAAGGAGAACAAUCAACCUAGAGAUUUAAGGCAUUUUAGGGCUUGACUUCUUUCUUCAAAGGCUGGUUCUUUCCAGCCAAUUUGCCCCAAAAAAAUGGCGACCAGAAAACUCAUUCGUGAUUUCUUCAUUUUCAAACAACAUAUCUCCUUUCAAUGGCUACCCAGUAAUCGUCAGUUACAUCAAUCAAAUUCGAAGUUCAGAUUGAUUAGUGGAAUAAGACAUUCAUCUAAUCGUCAAUUCAGUGUGUUUAAUGAAUUCUCCAAGAAAAUCAAAGGCGAAACAAGCAGUAAUAAGGAAUUCCAACAGUCAGUUAAUCAGCUAAAGGAGAAGGCACAUGAGUUGAGAGGAGUAAAAGAGGAUCUGAAAGUCAGAGUGAAACAGACAACCCAACAGCUGCACAAACAUGUUGAUGGUGUGUGGACAGAAGCUGAAGAGACUGCAAAAAAGGUUUCUGCAUUUGCCAAGGAAAAGAUAUCAGCUGCAAGUGAGGAGGUCAAAGGAAGUCUUGGUUUUGGGGGCCAAGAGCCCUCAGCAUCUAAUGGUACUACAUUAAAUAAUGAUGGUAAUGUUAAGGAUGGGACUGCUUCAUCUGAUCAGCAACACCAGCAAUCUGAACCUAUUGGUUCUGCCGAGACAUUGUUUGAUAAAGUUAAGUCAACUUUUGCUUCACCUUCUCUUAAGGUUUCAUCAGCGUUCCAGAGAUUGAAGGAAAUAAAGAUGGCUGAUUGGGCCAAGAAGAGUUAUGAUAUAGUGAAGGAAGAGUUGAGUGGAAAACCAAAUAGAAGGAAACAAAUGCAUUAUGCUUCAUCAACUGGAGAAACAAGUGACAGAACUGAAGUUGUUGUGGUACCAGUGAAGCAGUCCCCAUGGAGCAAAAAGUGGGAGGAAGUGAAAGAAAAGAUGCGCAGCCAUCCAAUGUUCAAAAGCGCCACUAAGAUAAGUGAACCUGUGGUUACUAAGAGCCAGGAGUUGGCAGAAGAUUUGCAGGAAAGGUGGGAAACAAGUGAUAGUCCUGUUGUACAUAAAAUUCAGGACCUCAAUGACAGAGUGUUUGGAGAAAAUGACGCCGCAAUGUCAUUCAAAGAAAUUCGUCGUCGUGAUCCCUCCUUUUCUUUACCUGAUUUUGUAGCUGAGGUUCAAGAAGUUAUCAAGCCCGUUUUGACUGCAUACCUCAAGGGAGACUUCAAAGUUUUGGAAAAAUAUUGUAGCCCUGAAGUUGUGGAGCGAUGUAAAGCACUUCAUAAAGCUUCUGAAAGCCAAGAUAUUUUCUUUGAUAACAAGAUUUUGCAUGUGUCUGAAGUGGAUGUAAGAGAAACUAAAAUGAUGGGUUCUAGCCCCAUUAUUAUUCUUGCGUUUCAAACACAGCAAGUAUAUUGUGCACGUGAUAGACAAGGUUCGAUAAAGGAGGGAAGUCAGGACACAAUACAAACUGUAUAUUACGCGUGGGCUAUGCAACAAGUUGAGCCAGACGAAAUCGACGUAGAUGCCAUUUACUCAAUGUGGAAGCUGAGAGAGAUGCAACAAUUUGGUAUAACUGCCCUUAUCUAGGAUGUACAUGCAACAAUUUAUUGCUCUGUCCAUUUUGAUACCUGUUUUAUUGCUCCUCUGGUGCUCAGCUUGUCCCAAGAGGUGUUUUUGAGUAGGUAGAUUUCCUCCUUUUUAUUUUUAAAUUUUCGUAAUGCAAUCCUUAAUUCUUUUGAAAAGAACAUUUCGGAAGGAGAUGUUAUAACUUGCAAGUCUGAAUUCUCACUCUGCAGUGGGGAAUUUAAAAAUAAAAAAUUUACAUUUCAAACAAAAUAAUGAAAUAUUUCAAAUAGUAGGAGAAAUGUGAUUAUCUCUGAACUUUCAUACUGUGAGAUUGUAAUGCAUUGACCAGUUUUUUCAAGGUCUUUAAAAACUCGUCGAUGUUUCAAAAGGCAAUGUCAAUAGAAAUGGUUGCAAAUUGCGUAUUUUUCA
This is a messenger RNA of Amaranthus tricolor (Joseph's coat), 1979 nucleotides long. RefSeq names its product mitochondrial import inner membrane translocase subunit TIM44-2-like. Gene Ontology annotation, biological process: protein import into mitochondrial matrix. Bases 117 to 1571 code for a protein of 484 amino acids. Gene Ontology annotation, cellular component: mitochondrial inner membrane. The transcript is spliced from 14 exons. The record is from RefSeq and is a predicted model, not a curated record. Lineage: Eukaryota; Viridiplantae; Streptophyta; Magnoliopsida; Caryophyllales; Amaranthaceae. Gene Ontology annotation, molecular function: protein-folding chaperone binding.